AUGCCUGUCACAUUUAUUGAAACAGAUGGAGGUAAACUCGCCGUCGAUAUCGCUGGCGACGGACCUCUUGUCAUCUGUUCCCCCGGCAUGGGAGACUUUCGCGACGCAUACGACGCUUUAGCUACAGAGCUUCGUAAAUCGGGCUACAGAGUCGCUAUGGUUGAUCUGAGAGGCCAUGGCGACAGUAGCACGACCUUCAACCGCUAUGGCGAUGAGGCUACCGCUGACGAUCUCAUUACCUUGAUCGAUGCUUACGGUGGUGGACCCGCUGUCUUAGCAGGCGCCUCUCUUUCCGGCGCUGCUGCUACAAUCGCCGCUGGAAGCCACCACGAAAAGGUCGCAGGCCUUAUUCUCUUUGGAGCUUUUCUUCGACCUGGAACUGGAAAGCUAGUCGCCAGUCUCUUCCGCCUUUCCAUGCGCCAACCCACCGGACCUAUGAUCUGGAAGUCAUACGCUCCUAAGCUCUGGCCCGGUCUUGGCGAUAAGAUCCAAGAACGAGUUGACAGAUCCAUCGCAAUGUUGACAGGCCCUGGUCGCUGGAAGGCAUUCCACGCUACACUAUCUACCGACCACGCCGUUGUCGCACCAUACAUUAGCAAAGUCAAGGCUCCAGUACUAGCUGUCUAUGGAGAUGCUGAUCCUGACUGGACUGACCCUAUUGAGGAAGCUCGAUGGGUCGUGUCGAAUUUUGAGGAUGGCGAGGUUGUUGCUGUCAAGGGUGUUGGACAUGCGCCUAUGAUGGAGAGGCCUGAGGAGGUCACACCGGCUGUUCUCAAGUUUUUGAACAGGAUCCGGACAAACGGUGGUUUUAACCGUGCUUGA
Fusarium musae is the source of this 822-nucleotide messenger RNA. RefSeq lists its product as uncharacterized. The record is from RefSeq and is a predicted model, not a curated record. Gene Ontology annotation, molecular function: catalytic activity. The coding region runs from base 1 to 822 and encodes 273 amino acids. The transcript has a single exon. NCBI's taxonomy places the organism in Eukaryota, Fungi, Ascomycota, Sordariomycetes, Hypocreales, Nectriaceae.